GUCAUAUGUCGGUAUAUAAAAAAUUUUAAUUGAUGGAUCGGAUUAAAAUUGUAAUGAAAAAUUAAGCGUUACAAUAAUGGUUCAGUUUUGUAUAUUUAAUUCGUCCUCUUUUAUUCAAACCAUCCUCACAACUUUGCCGCCAAUUGAAUUCAUAUUUAAAUCUCCUUUUUUUUGAAAUCGUUAUUUUAAUAAUAAUAAUUAUUAUUACGAGUCAUGUAUUUUUUUUUAUACUCAAACAAUGGAAAAAGACAAAGUAAAGACGUUUAAUAGUGUAAUCCAAGCGAUUAAUAAUUUAAAUCAACAGUCAAGUUGUGUCGGCAAAAGAAUAUUGAAGUACAUUUCAUCCCGGCUCAGUAUUGACGAAGAAUUAAUUAAGCGACCGUUAUCGGAAAUUCUCAAAGCUUACGAGGAGUUUGGGAUUCUUGAACGAGAUCAUAAGGGGAAGUACAAGUUGAAUGACAUUGGAUCUCCAUCAGUGGGUCUCGGCAGUCGUCCCCCAGGCUGUAACUGCCCAGAUUGCGUUGGUAAAUGUGGGUACUGUCCGACUCGGACCGGCAAAGUGGCUAAAAGAAAAUCCGGUAAAAAAAAAUGCUCCCACUGUGGCAGGGGUCGUUGGUUGGCUGAACAAAGACGUAAAAGAAAGAGGAAACGAUUAGAGAGAAAGAAAAAUAAAAAUAAACGUAUCGAAAGACGCAGUCGGAAAUGAAACUGCCAGCAUUAAUUCAAUUACUAAAUAAAUUUCAUAAAUUUCUUAAACUCACAGCUAUAAAUUUUUUUUUUUAAGAUAAAAUUAAAUUUUGUAUGUAUGUGCGAUAAAUAAAAAUUUUUAGUGGUCUAAGUUAUCAAAAGUUUGUUCGUUUAAGUAGAUAGAGCACGUUUAAUGCGAAAUACUAGGUCAACCGCUGAGAAAAGUACUCGCUGAGAACACCCUAUUGUCUGGUAGCACGUUUUGGAACCCGUUGAGAAGAGAUAAAUGUUUUAUGAAGAGGGAAUCUUCUUCCCUGAGAGCUAGCACAAAUAUAUAUACGUAUAUAGACUAACAUCCAGGACAUAUAUUAAGUUUCUUCCCCGUAGCAACGUGUCAAUUAUCUGAAUAACGUAAUUUA
Microplitis mediator is the source of this 1106-nucleotide messenger RNA. RefSeq lists its product as uncharacterized. The coding region runs from base 239 to 706 and encodes 155 amino acids. The transcript is spliced from 2 exons. Lineage: Eukaryota; Metazoa; Arthropoda; Insecta; Hymenoptera; Braconidae. The record is from RefSeq and is a predicted model, not a curated record.